AUUUUACAAAUGGUCGGAAAAUCAAGCGAGCUCAAGAUAGAGCUGUCUUCCACUGAUGUCAUUCUCUUUGGUCAUGCCUCUGAAUCAUCUGGAAAAGCAUUACAAGGUUCUGUCAUCCUCAGUCUAUCCGAGCCUAUGAAAGUUCGAUCUAUUACAUUAAAUUUUGUCGGCAAAAUGAAAGUCGCUUGGUCUGAAGGUGUUGGCCAUCAUCAGCAUUACCAUAAGCAAGAAAGAGAAAUUAUCGAACAAAAGUGGCAGUUUGUUCCUAUUCUCGAUCAAUCUCACAAAAAGGUCUUCACUCUAGGUCCUGGGCAGCACAAGUGGGAUUUUGAAUUGACUUUGCCUGGUGAUCUACCACAGUCACUAGAAAGCGAAGGAGGUCAAGUUGUCUAUCGGUUUAAAGCAACCGUUGAACGCACAGCCUUUGUACACAACAUUGUCAAGAAACAGCCCAUUCAGAUCAUCCGCUGUAUGUUACCUUCCGAAUAUGAACUUACGCAGACUCUUGAAAUUCACAAUACCUGGGCAGAAAAAAUGAUGUAUGACAUUGUUUUACCCUCCAAAGUCUACGCUCGAGGACAAUCUAUACCUAUCACGUUUCAUAUUACUCCAAUUGCCGAAAGACUUCGUGUGCGAUCCUUGACAGGCUCACUCAAGGAAUACUGCACGUACACGACCAGCGAAUGUUCCAAGACGGACACUAGAAUCGUAAAGUCACGCAAACAAGAUUUCCCCUUUGGUGAUACAGAUGAACGCUCAGAGCAACAAGAACCCAUUUAUUGGACAAGGACACUUUCGCUCGAUAUUCCUCCGAUGUCCUCGCACAUGGCAUUUUGUGACGCAGACAAUGACAUGAUCCGUAUCCGUCAUAAACUCAAGUUUGUCAUCUGUCUCAUCAAUGCAGAUGGUCACUUAUCAGAGCUACGAUGUUCGGUUCCAGUCAUUAUUAUAUCCUCUAUUGCUCAACAAACAGAACUUGGCAAUACCCUUCCAGCAUACGAUCAAACAUGGCAAACUGUUCUCUGUGUUGACCCUUUACAGCAACCAAGUCAAGAUGAAAAUAUAGAAUGGUGGCAAGGUCAAGACCUAUCUCGUGUGCCAUCUUAUAGAACAGCAGCACAACAAGAUCCUGUACCCUUGUCAUCCUCAUUACCAACUUAUGAGCAACUCAAUGUAGGAUCACCGAGACGCGCGACUAUGUUUGGACAACUAUCCAUGUCACCAGCACAACCAUAGACAUACACACACAUAUAUUUACAUAUCAUUUUUACAUUUUAAAUAAUUACACAUUUUUUUAUUGCUACAAUAAGUUCUUUAUAUAACAUUCAAGAUAAACCUA
Rhizopus microsporus ATCC 52813 is the source of this 1339-nucleotide messenger RNA. RefSeq lists its product as uncharacterized. Gene Ontology annotation, molecular function: ubiquitin protein ligase binding; protein-macromolecule adaptor activity. The record is from RefSeq and is a predicted model, not a curated record. Gene Ontology annotation, biological process: ubiquitin-dependent endocytosis. Gene Ontology annotation, cellular component: cytoplasm; cytosol; plasma membrane. The coding region runs from base 10 to 1236 and encodes 408 amino acids. The transcript has 2 exons. Lineage: Eukaryota; Fungi; Mucoromycota; Mucoromycetes; Mucorales; Rhizopodaceae.